UACAAAAACCAAAAAAAGAAAAAGAAAAGAGAAAUGCAGCAAUGAAACAAAUCUCUUAAUUCUUCCAUAUGAUUAAUUGCUCUUCUUUUCCCUAAGAUUUUUGGAAAUUCUUUUGUGCAUCAUAUAAAAUUCAAUUUCAUUGUUGAAAUUUAUAUGGAUUGAUAUAUAAAACCAACAUUUUUGGAAGAGGUAUUGAACCUUCCAUAAUUGAACAAAAAAAAUGUCUUGCUGUGGAGGUAGAGAAGAAGACGUUUACAGCGGCGGUCCGCCGUCUAACCAAAAUACAGUCCCUCCUAGAGCUGGAAAUCCCUACGCUGGUGGUGCUAGUGAUAGAGCAGAGCCAAGGGGUGGUACAAGAAAUGGAACUCCACAGAAAGUUUUACCAAUCGAAAUACCGGUUUUACCCUUGGACGAGCUAAAUAAACUGACCGGAAACUUUGGUCAGAAGGCUUUGAUCGGAGAGGGAUCAUAUGGACGCGUAUUUUUUGCUAAAUUAAGCAAUGGACAGGAAGCAGCAAUCAAAAAGUUGGAUACUAGUUCUUCACCAGAACCAGAUUCCGACUUUACAGCACAGUUAUCAAUGGUUUCAAGGCUUAAGCAUGAGCAUUUUGUGAAUCUUAUGGGGUAUUGUUUAGAAGCAAACAAUAGAAUCUUGAUAUAUGAAUUUGCAGCUAUGGGAUCUCUACAUGAUGUAUUACAUGGUAGAAAAGGUGUCCAAGGCGCGGAGCCUGGUCCAGUUCUUACCUGGAAUCAGAGAGUUAAAGUUGCUUUUGGUGCAGCAAAAGGCCUCGAAUACUUGCAUGAAAAAAUUCAGCCAGCUAUUGUUCAUCGCGAUGUCAGAUCCAGCAAUGUACUUCUCUUUGAUGAUUUUACAGCUAAGGUUGCUGAUUUCAACUUGACAAACCAGACUUCCGAUACAGCAGCUCGUCUUCAUUCCACUAGAGUUUUGGGGACAUUUGGCUAUCAUGCUCCAGAGUAUGCAAUGACAGGACAGAUAACACAGAAAAGCGAUGUCUAUAGUUUUGGAGUCGUUCUUUUGGAACUCCUGACGGGAAGAAAGCCAGUAGAUCAUACAAUGCCCAAAGGACAACAGAGUCUUGUCACCUGGGCAACUCCAAGAUUGAGUGAAGACAAAGUGAAGCAAUGUGUCGAUCCAAAGCUAAACAAUGACUAUCCAGCAAAAGCAAUUGCUAAGAUGGCAGCUGUUGCAGCACUGUGUGUACAAUAUGAGGCAGAUUUUCGACCAAAUAUGACGAUAGUCGUCAAGGCACUGCAACCACUUCUCACUGCAAAACCAGCAGGACCUGAGUCUAAUACAUAAGCAAUACAAAAAUUAUACUUUGGAGUAUCAACCAGGCCACUUAAAUUGUAAAAGAAGCACUAAGGUUAUGCACUCUGAAUCAAAUCUGCUUCAACAGAUGGAAGAAUUGCAUGAGUUUUUUGUUGUAUAAACUUACUCCAAUACUGGAUUAUUUGUGAUAUGUGGCUAUGAAUACCAAUGAUUUUACAUGUUGGAAGUUUACA
This is a messenger RNA of Solanum pennellii, 1524 nucleotides long. RefSeq names its product probable protein kinase At2g41970. The record is from RefSeq and is a predicted model, not a curated record. Lineage: Eukaryota; Viridiplantae; Streptophyta; Magnoliopsida; Solanales; Solanaceae. Gene Ontology annotation, molecular function: protein tyrosine kinase activity; ATP binding. Bases 221 to 1321 code for a protein of 366 amino acids. The transcript has 8 exons. Gene Ontology annotation, biological process: protein phosphorylation.